Molecule: messenger RNA, 1395 nt
Organism: Brassica napus (rape)
Lineage: Eukaryota; Viridiplantae; Streptophyta; Magnoliopsida; Brassicales; Brassicaceae
Exons: 3
Coding region: 307-1395 (362 amino acids)
Source: RefSeq, a predicted model, not a curated record
AGACCCUAAACAUAACCCCUAAACUAAAUUAACUAAUAAACACUUCAUAAUUAACUAAUUAAAAACGAUCAUAGCGACGGCGAUGGCGACAGCUUUUUAGGGUUUCAUGUUCUUUCGACGAUGGGAUCCUGGUUCUCAAGGGCUAAAACGGAAUCAAUCAGAUCUCUAUCAUGAUGAUAAGAUCAGAAGGAUUUGUAGGCGGAAAGGAAUUUCGGAAACAGGGGUUAUUUUGGUUUUGCGAAGGAUUUUGUGGGUCGGAGAAAAGAUUGGGAUUGAAGGGAGCGUGUCAUCAUUAGGAUCUUCAAAAUGGAUGUGGAAUCCAGAAGAUCAAUCACAAGAUUAUCAAGGCUUAUAUUGGUGUUUGGUCAUAUGUUGGAGACGAAGUGGGAGGAUUGGAAUUGGUUACAGAGAAGAGAUACAGAUAUGGAAAAGACUAGGAGGUGUUUUUUAAAGGGGAUACAUGUCGAUGUUAGAGUAGUUCCAAGAAUGGCAGUGGAAUCUUAUUUACUCUUCUCCAUAAUUUUCUUAUCAUGGGUGAAACGUGUACUAGCUACGUUUGUGGCUUUUUUGGAUAAAGGAAACAGAUUCAGUGAUGGAAAAAGGAUAAUUAUUGGCUCUGAGAUUGUGCUAAUAAAUGGGUACAAGUGUAUUAUAGUCUCUUCAGGUCUUCAGGUUUCUUCAGUAGCUACGUACUGGGGUUUAUUGCUAUUGUGUAUGAAGGGAGAAAGGAUAAUUAUUGGAAACAUAACAAAAUUUCUGGAACUCUUUCUUCACGAAGAGUGGUGGUGUGAGAUUUUGUUGGGUAUUGGUGAUUUUAUGUUUGGGUUUACAGUAGUUGCUAUGAACAUAUUUUUAUGUUCUUUUGGUACGGGUUCUUGUUGUCAUAGUAGUCUAUUGAUUAAUGUAUGUACUGUUGGCUUGAUUAUGAUUGGGAAUAAAAUUGAUUCACCUGGAUCUUACUCUGGUUACAUUAUGGAUCUUUCACGAUUAUACAAUCAGUGGUUCAGUGUCAUCAUUAGGACCUUCGGAAUGGAUGUGGAAUCCAGAGGAUCAAUCACAAGACUAUCAAGACUUUGUGGGAAAACUGGAAAUAGGUGUUUCGACUGGAGUUCAUUGAGCCGCUGGAUCGAAUUUUCUGGCCUACUUACAGCGCUGCAAACUCUUGACUUGGUCUCAUCAAAUCAGUUGCAGAGAGGAGAUACAUAUAUGGAAAAGACUACGAGGCGUUUUUCAAAGGGAAUGCAGGUUGAUGAUCAAGUAGUUACAAGAGUGGAAGUGGAAUUUUAUUUAGUUUUCUCUACAAUUUUAUUAUCAGGGGAGAAAUCUAAACUUGCUAUGCUUGUGGUUUUUUUGAGAGAGGAACCAGUUUCAGAGAUGGGGAAAAAGUUAUCAUGA